Messenger RNA from Rattus rattus (black rat), 4898 nucleotides. It is a transcript of the gene Ccdc186, whose product is annotated as coiled-coil domain containing 186. Gene Ontology annotation, cellular component: trans-Golgi network. Bases 116 to 2884 code for a protein of 922 amino acids. Lineage: Eukaryota; Metazoa; Chordata; Mammalia; Rodentia; Muridae. The transcript has 16 exons. Gene Ontology annotation, molecular function: small GTPase binding. Gene Ontology annotation, biological process: vesicle cytoskeletal trafficking. The record is from RefSeq and is a predicted model, not a curated record.
CUGAAAGCCCGUUUAUAGCUAUGUGGUGACUGUAAUAAACAGAACACUCAACCAGUGAUGGUUGGAAGCACAAGCAGCCCUACUGAGAAAGCUCUUCUCCAUUUGAAAGAUGUAAAUGAAGGUCAGGAGCAGAUUUGAAGAAAUGCAAAGUGAAUUGGUAGCAGUCAGCAUGUCAGAGACAGAACACAUAGCCUCCAUUUCUUCUGAUGCAACCACUGGGACAACAUCCGAGUUGAAGGACGACUCAUGCAUCUCAGUUUCUGGUGAUGAAAGCAGCAGAUUAGAAACGGGAUCUGAACUACUGUCAUUGAACCCUGACAGAAUUUUAUGUCAGACUAAUGAACAGUGUAGUCAGAAUGAAGUACAGGAAGAUGAUGUGCAGGAAGGCCAUAUUCCAGACGGUGGUAGUGGUGAGAAUUCUUGUGCUGAAACAGACACAUGCCCAGAACAUUCUGAACAAAUGGAUGACUGUCCUGGCGGAAACUUUGCAAAACCAGUGUCCCACACCAGUGAGCCAGGACACAUGGUAACACAGAGACUGGCAGAGCUAAAGUCAUCCACACCCACAGAAGCUGGUAAUCCAAAGACCUCCUCAGCAAGCCUCUAUGAUACAGACUGCACCAGGAAACUCAUUUCAAAGAUAAAGACUGUUUCAGCAUCGGACGAUUUGUUGGGAGAAAUAGAAUCUGAGCUCUUAUCUGCUGAGUUGGCAGAGGAGCACCAAGUACCCAAUGGAGUGAACAAGGGCGAGCACGCCUUAGCCCUGUUCGAGAAGUGCGUGCACAGCAGGUACCUGCAGCAGGAACUCACUAUUCAACAGUUAAUUAAAGAAAAUAAGAAUCAUCAGGAACUUAUCUUAAACAUUUGUUCAGAAAAAGACAAUUUAAGAGAAGAACUGAAAAAAAGGACAGAAACAGAGAAGCAGCAUAUGAACACAAUUAAACAGUUAGAAUUAAGAAUAGAGGAGCUGAAUAAAGAAGUUAAAGCUUCCAAAGAUCAGCUGGUAGCACAGGAUGUCACAGCUAAAAAUGCCAUUCAGCAAAUCCAUAAAGAGAUGGCCCAGCGGAUGGACCAGGCCAAUAAGAAAUGUGACGAGGCCCGCCAGGAAAAGGAGGCGAUGGUAAUGAAGUAUGUGAGAGGCGAGAAGGAGGCUCUAGACCUUCGAAAGGAAAAAGAAACCCUUGAGAGGAAACUUAGAGAUGCAAGUAAGGAAUUGGAGAAAAACACUAACAAAAUUAAGCAGCUGUCUCAGGAGAAAGGGCGGCUGCAGCAACUCUAUGAAUCGAAGGAAGGCGAAACAACCAGACUCGCCAGAGAAACUGAGAAAUUAAAGGAGGAGAUGAACUCUCACAUCAUUAAAGUAAAGUGGGCGCAAAACAAGUUAAAAGCUGAAGUGGACUCACACAAGGAGACCAAGGAUAAACUCAAAGAAACUACAACAAAACUAACCCAGGCAAAGGAAGAAGCUGAGCAGAUCCGGCAGAACUGUCAGGAUAUGAUAAAGACAUAUCAGGAAUCCGAAGAAAUUAAGUCCAAUGAGCUUGAUGCAAAGCUCAGAGUCACAAAAGGAGAACUUGAAAAACAAAUGCAAGAGAAAUCCGACCAGCUGGAGAUGCAUCAUGCCAAGAUAAAGGAGCUAGAAGAUCUGAAGAGGACGUUUAAGGAGGGCAUGGAUGAGCUACGCACACUGAGAACAAAGACGAAGUGUCUGGAAGAUGAACGUCUAAGAACCGAAGAUGAGCUGUCAAAGUACCGGGAAAUCAUCAACCGGCAGAAAGCCGAGAUCCAGAAUGUAUGGGACAAGGUGAAGGCCGCACAGCAGUUACAGGAACAGCUUCACAGUGGUAAACAAGAAAUUGAACAUUUGAAGGAAGAAAUGGAAAGCCUUAAUUCUUUGAUUAACGACCUACAAAAGGACAUUGAAGGCAGCAGGAAAAGGGAGUCUGAGCUCCUGCUUUUCACAGAAAAGCUCACUAGUAAGAAUGCACAGCUGCAGUCUGAGGCCAGCUCGCUGCAGGCACAGGUGGACAGCCUCUCCUGCAGCGAGAGUCAGCUGCAGAGCCAGUGCGAACACAUGAAGCAGACCAAUGGUAACCUGGAGAGCAGGUUGCUCAAAGAGGAGGAACUUCGAAAAGAAGAAGUGCAGAGUCUGCAAGCCGAGCUUUCCGCUGUGCAGACGGAAGCCAGAGCCUUGAGCACCCAGGUGGAAGAGCUGAAAGAUGAGUUAGUAACACAGAGGCGCAAGCACGCCUCUAAUGUCAAGGACCUCAGCAAACAGCUGCAGCAAGCUCGGAGAAAGUUAGACCAGACUGAGAAUGGAAACUACGACAAAGAUGUGAGCAGCAUGGGAAGUCGCUCCAGCUCAUCAGGGUCACUUAAUGCUCGAAGCAGUGCUGAAGACCGAUCUCCAGAGAACACCAGCUCCUCGGUGGCUGUGGACAACUUCCCAGAAGUGGACAAGGCCAUGCUGAUUGACAGGAUAGUGAGGCUGCAGAAAGCGCAUGCCCGGAAGAAUGAGAAGAUAGAGUUCAUGGAGGACCACAUCAAACAGCUGGUUGAAGAAAUAAGAAAAAAAACCAAAAUAAUUCAGAGUUACGUUUUACGAGAAGAAUCAGGCACACUUUCUUCAGAAGCAUCUGAUUUUAACAAAGUGCAUUUGAGUAGACGCGGUGGCAUCAUGGCGUCCUUGUACACAUCCCAUCCCGCUGAUAGUGGGCUAACACUGGAGCUCUCUUUGGAAAUCAACCGAAAAUUACAGGCUGUUUUGGAAGAUACAUUGCUAAAAAAUAUUACUUUGAAGGAAAACCUGCAAACACUUGGAACAGAAAUAGAACGCCUUAUUAAACACCAGCAUGAACUGGAGCAGAGGACGAAGAAGGCCUAACACAAAGUUCUUGCCUAGUAGACAAACAAGCCACAGAGCAGUAGGUGCCACUGCCCAGUGUCCUGAAACCGUCCCUGCUUUCUGUCAACUAAUCAAAAAUUGGUUUUCUUCCCUGUGGAGAGGUGCCCUUUUAUGAAUGGGUGUGAGGUGUGUGUGCCUGAGCUCACUGAGUUCAGCAAAGGUCAUUUCUCUGCGGUGCAGUCAGAUGCCUUGUCACUGACUCAGAAUUGAAUCUGCUUAUCGCCCCAAAGUGCUACACAUUAGUUACAAGGGUUAAAAACCUUACCACAGUCUCUACCUUAGUGACAUCAACCUUUGAAAAGUAUUCCUGAGAAGAGGGAGGUGUUCAUCCAACUGCUCAUUAUUUCUGCAAAAUGAAAAGAAACCUAGAGGAAUUAUAAAGCUUUUCAGUUUUGAUCUGGGCACAGUGAUCACCCCUGUAGUCCUAGCUACUUUGAAGGCUAAAGAGGAUCUCUUGAGCUCCUGGGUUCAAAGUCAGCCUGGAAACAUCUUAAAACCCCAUUGUAGUUAGCUCCAGUCACAGAGUAGCCUUGGGCUACUUGGGCUGUGGUAGAAGGGCACUUCAGUCAGUUCUGAGUUUACCGACAGCUGGCAGGAGAGCUGGCUGUAGGGAAUUAGCUCUGGCCAGGCACUGUGUCAGAUCUCCUUACCUGACGUAGGUAUAUUUUUCACAUUUGAGUUACUAGUUGAAAUUUUAAAAUCUUAAGUUAUGUAAACUAUGAUUUUAAACAAUAUGUAGACUUAAGUUUCUCCUGUGAAUUUGUUAUGUUUUAAAGUGUGAAAUGAAUCCAGUCAGUCAGUGAAAUGAACAGAUAAAUGAGGACUUGAAACCGAGAUGCUUUAUGACAUGCCUUAGUUCUACUGACACUGUGUACGGAAGUGCAGAGGGCUGGGCCGAGGCUUAUGUGUGCUCAUCACGUGAGGAGACGCUCAGUUUCCUCACGUGCUGUUUCUGUAUGUUAUUUACCACAGUUGUCUUCAGCCAACUGGACUUUGGAGCUGAAUUGUGUAUUUUGAUGGAUGUUUACAGUGUUUAAGAUGUACAUUUAAAUAUUGCCAAUUGUAUCGACACUUCUGUCAUUGCAGAUUUUCUCAGUUGGUAACAUCUCACUUCCCAGAACCUAAAACACCCCAUUCUCUGGGACUCUAUUCAUAUUCAGUAAGCUUCUAUUGGUGAUUUUUGGGUUGGUUUUUGGAUUUUUGGUUUUUUUCCCUCUUAAGGAACUUGAGCUGUGGGAUCUUUGGGAACUCUAAAGAGUUGUCUGGGCUCUGGCUGGGCAUGGUAGCACAUGCCCAUAAUCCCAGCACUCCGGAGGUGCAGGCUCAUUACAGACCGGCCUCAAGUACACAGCGAGCUGGAGACGCCUCGGAAGCCUGUACUGUAAUAGAACUGUGCGGGCUCUAAAGAUUACAAUCAUGACGUCAGCGCCCUUUUAAUGUGUUUUAACAUUUCCUCAAAUCAACAUUGAUUAUAAAUGUAAUUUACUAAAUACUAGAUGUCAGUAUAAUGUCUUUUUGUGAAUAUUAUCUGUUAUCUGAAAAGUAUUCUUAGCUUCAGUGUGAAAAUGCAUUUAAUGUUUUAUUUUUAAGAUAGUUGUAAAAAGUAUUAGUCAUAAUGUCUUGCUCUUUUAUUAUUAAUAAUUUAUUAGAAUAAAAAAUAAGAGGGUAAGUGCAAUAAGUUCUGAGUUACUUUCCCGUGUCGUCCUAGACGUACUCGGAGCUCUGGAAAGGUCUACAUAGCAUAGGCAGCACGGCUCCCUCCUGUUCCUUAGCCACAGUGAUGCAUGAGCUAUAGCAAUUGGGCUUUAAUUCCAAGACCUGAAACGCAUAGUGGAAGCCAAGUAGUGAUCACUGCUCGUGUCCACAGCGUUCUGUACCUACAGACUAAUGUACACACGGGAUAGGAUGGACAGGCUAGUGCUAGUGUUUGUACCGCCAUGUACUUAGAGAACUUAGUAAUGAAAUAACUUAAAAAUAUAAUUACUAAAAGCCA